Molecule: messenger RNA, 4932 nt
Organism: Paramisgurnus dabryanus
Lineage: Eukaryota; Metazoa; Chordata; Actinopteri; Cypriniformes; Cobitidae
Source: RefSeq, a predicted model, not a curated record
GGUUGAAAAGUGUUCAACAGACGGUGCACGAUUGAAUCAAAGGAAAGAAAAUGAAAUGAGAGAAAAAAUAGAAAAUCUCUUUCAUAGACUCCAUCUUGGUAAUGGGCACGACUGUAAAUUGAGAGCUGCAGAUGUUCUUCAACUAACUGCACAUUCUCUACAGUCACAUGAGUCUUGUACUGAGGAGGAGCUUGUUGAGACUUUCAUACAAAAACUACUGAUGAUGAACUACAGAGCAAGAAAUAUUAAAAUGAAAGAGACCAAUGAGCAGAAUGAGACACAACAAAAAGACAAUGACUUGACUGAAGAUAUGGGUAGUGGGGAUAUUUUUGAUCAAAUGUUAGAGUCUACAGAAAGUGUAAGCAACAUAUCUGCUGUUCACCCAAUGGAUGUUCAGAUGGCUGUGUUUCAUUGUGCUGAUAGUUUCCUAAAGCAGCUGAUGGUCACUAAACUGUCACAGUGUCAGUAUGCUCUUCCUCUGCUUGUGCCUGAUCCAUUCACAAAACAGAUACAGUUUCCUCUCUGGACAUUUAGACAAAUCAACAAGACCCUGAAGAUGAAAAAUACAAACAAUGAGAUCAUCAGGAAGAGCCAGCCAAUAUACAAGGCAGAAACUCCAAUGGUGUCUUUCUUCAGGUUUGACACUUUGUCGUCAUCCAAGUCUCAGCUAAUAAACAGUCUGAUCAAAGAAAAACACAACAUGUUCUUCCAUAGGAAUUGUCCAGGAAGCAGCAAAACCAGACUUCUGAUGGAUGGAGUGGUGGAGAUCGCCUGGUACUGCCCUUCUGGGAAAGACACAGAUACAUUUUCAGAUUGUCUUGCGUUUUGUAACCUCCAUGGUGAUGCAGAAGACAAUGCAAAACAGCUGGAUGUCCUGACUGAAAUGGCUUCAGUGAAUGUUGUUCUUUCACCAAAGCUUGACAGGAAUGGCAAAGGUGCAACAAAGAUUAAAAGCCUUGACCGGAAACCACUCAUUUGCCUAUUUGCUGAGGAUGAAUCUACUGUAAGAAAAACAAAAAGAGGGAUUUACAUGAUUGGGUUAAAAAACAGAAAUCAGGCAGACAUCUCAGAAGAACUCAUACAAGCUAUAAAGGAUUGUCUGUCAAAAUCAACUUCUGUUUUCAAACUCGAAGAUGUGUCCAAACUAAUAGAUAGAGUAGACGAGGAUGAAAAUCAAAACUGCAGGAAAGGAAAAUCAGCAGCGGAGAAGCUCAUGAGAUUACAAGAGGGUAAAAAUUUGACAGAAAUCAAAGAAUCACUACUGCCCUACAGGGGAACAAUGUGGCAUAAUUGGUGUCAGAGGAUAAAAGAAUUACAUCAAGGAAAUGUGAUAGACACGGACAUAAGCAGAAAACAAGCUGACUUGCAGAGAAUACGUGAAAAGCAGCAUGCAUGUAAUGUACAUGAGUUUGUAAAGUUGUUUAUUAGAGAACUGACUUCAAAACCUACAGAUGAAAAGGUAUUUUUUCUUAAAUGGCUCCCAAUUCUCCUUGAUGAAUAUACCUCAGGUGAACUUUCAAAUCUACGUUACAAGUAUGAUAAAAAGUGGUCAGAAGUCUUAAAACGGAAAGAUAUCAAAAACAAAGCUGGGCAACUGACAUCAACAACAGUGAAUAAUGAAGAAACCGAACUUGAUAGGAUAGCAAAAGAACUACAAGCUGCAACUUUUGGUUUGGAGCACAUCCUGAGAGAAAUUGGUCAGAUCUAUGAAUCAUGUUCAGCAGUGAAAAAAGAAAAACAAGGUAUGGGGUGUGGCUUCUCUACUCUACCGAGUCUCGCAGCAGAGAUGAUGGUCUCUGGAUUUCCACUGGAGCUGAUGGAUGGAGAUGCUGCUCAUGUUCCUCUCACUUGGGUUACUGCUGUUCUAGAUGAACUCAUCAAUAAACUGGGAGACCAGAGAGUCUUUGUGCUGUCAGUUUUAGGGGUUCAAAGUUCUGGGAAAUCCACCAUGCUGAAUGCCAUGUUUGGUUUGCAGUUUGCUGUCAGCGCUGGCCGGUGCACUCGAGGAGCAUUCAUGCAGCUGGUCAAAGUGUCAGAUGAGAUGAAAAAAAAGCUUACAUUUGAUUAUAUUCUGGUCGUUGAUACUGAGGGACUUCGUGCUCCAGAACUGUCUGGAAUGUCUACAAGACAUCAUGAUAAUGUAAUGGCCACAUUUGUUGUUGGUCUUGGAAAUUUGACCUUGAUUAAUAUCUUAGGAGAAAACCCAUCUGAGAUGCAGGAUAUUCUUCAGAUUGUUGUUCAGGCCUUUCUGAGGAUGAAGAAGGUCAAACUGAAUCCUAGCUGCAUGUUUGUGCAUCAGAACGUUUCAGAUGAUACAGCUGGAGAGAAAAACAUGGAAGGAAGAAGACGAUUACAAGAGACACUGGAUAAGAUGACAAAACUAGCUGCUAAAGAGGAAGUCUGUGAUGUUGAAUACUUCAGUGAUGUCAUCACUUUUGACAUAGAGAAGGAUGUGAAAUAUUUUGCACAGCUCUGGGAGGGCAGUCCACCCAUGGCACCACCAAACCCUGCAUACUGUGAAAACAUCAAGGAACUCAAGAAAAAUGUUCUUUGUAAUCUUUCAAAAUCAGAUGGAAUAAUGCUGUCACACAUUAAAGAGCGUAUUAAAGAUCUUUGGGAGGCUUUGCUGAAUGAACGGUUUGUUUUCAGCUUCAGAAACUCUUUGGAAAUUGCUGCAUAUAGAAAACUAGAGACAAAAUACAGCAAGUGGUCAUGGAGUCUUCGCAGUGCCAUGCUGGAAAUAGAAAGCAAACUGCAAAACAGAAUAGAAAAUGAAGCAAUUCAUGAGAUUGUAGAAGCUGAUCUUCGAGAACAACUAAUAGAGAAAAGUGAAGAAGUAAAACAAUCAAUGUCAGAAUUCUUUGAGAAAGACAAAGAUAGAGAUAUCCUAAUACAGUGGCAUGCAUCAUUUGAAAUAAAAAUCAAUGAGCUUGAAGAAAGCAUUGUGAAAGGAACAAAGAGGAAGUUGAAUGAGAUUCUUCAGCAGCGAGAAUUGAAGAAAAAUAUUGAUGAUCAUAAGAUACAUCAUGAAAACACUCUCUUUGAAAAGAGCAAAGAGCUUGCGAUUAAACUCAAAGACAAAGCAAAAGAUGAGACAAUACUAAAACAAGAGUUUGAUUCUUUUUGGAAAAAGUGUCUCAAAAAGAUUACCUCAAACACCCCUUCAAUCAAAGACAUUGACAUAAAAAGAGAUAUGAAACAAAUCCACACUGACAUCUAUAAAAGUACCCCUGUACAAUCCUGGAAGGAGGGAAGCGAUAUUUUUGUUGUGCAGGGUUAUUCAAAAUAUGUACAGUUAAAGAAAUCCAGUGGGUUUACAGGGCAUUUUGUGAAUGUCGUCAAUUCAACUAAAGAGAGGUUUGGAUACAGACUAUCUAAAGAAAAUGAAACCCAAAUAAGAAACUUUGUCAAUGACAUUGCUGAUCAAACAGAAAAACGGAUUCGGUCAUAUAACAUUCCCAAAAUGGGCUACAACAAAAGUUACAUUCAGGAACUUGCAGAUUACAUCAGGGCAAGAAUAAUAGAUGAAGAAGAUCGUGUGAAAUAUGUGUUCACUAAAGAAUUUUACAUAGAUUUACUACAGUCCAUUUUUAAGAGACAAAACAAGACAUUCAUUGAGCAGCACAAAAUGUUUAGGCAAUCAAAUGAUCCGGUUUUCUAUUUUGAAAGGAAGAGAGAAGAGUACUACAGUAUUUUCCAAAAAUACUGUCAAGGUGCGACAUCAGCUGCCAUUUUUGGGGAGAUCAUCUGUCAAAAACUUAAGGACCCCAUGGAGAAGAGUGUCUACAAAAACACUGCCAGAGAUUUGGCUAAUGAAAUGAAAACAAACUGUGAGUCACUGAAUGGAAACAGAUCUAAAUUGGAAAAACACAUCCUGAAAACCCUGGCAGAGGAGGAGAAUUUUAACAAAUACAUUGAGUACAUUUAUAGUCCCAAAGAACACUUUAAGAGUUUUAUUAGAGAAGAAGUCAAUAAGUACAUCGAUGCUAAGUUCAGUAGCAGUGUUAUACCCAAGAUAUCCGGAAACAUUGUAUUUCUGCAGAAGAACGUUGAGAAAGCAGCUCAUAAAGCAACUGAAAUCGCUGGAGAUAUACAUGAGUGGUUAAAGCAUUUCACAGAGCCGCUCUCAGAUGUGCUUAUAUUCUCUGUGAAGGACCUCACUGGAGUGAGUCUUGAAGGUAUUGAUGAUUUCAACAUCCUUGAAGAUGUGAUACAAAAAGAACUUCCUUCAGUAAUAUCUGACAUAAUCUCCAGUUGCAGUACAGAAACAUUCCCAGCAAAACUGGAAAAUAAGGACAGACCAUGUGAGAUUUUGAUUGAUCACCUCUGUCAGUGCUGUUGGGUUCAGUGCCCUUUCUGCGCAGCCAUCUGCACCAACUCCAUAGAAAACCAUGAUGAAGAUCACAGCGUUCCUUUUCAUCGGGUGGAUGGACUUUGUGGGUGCUGUUAUGAUUUCACAGAAGGUCUAAGUGCCGACUUUUGCACAACUUUAGUGACAACCAAAAAAACGUUUUUUACUGGUCAGUGGAUUCCAUGCAAAGAAUACAGAAGAGCGGGAGGAGUUUAUGCAGAGUGGAGCAUCACCCCCGACUUGUCUGAGCUGCCAUACUGGAAGUGGUUUGUGUGCCAUUUUCAGGAACAGCUAGAAAGUUACUAUGAAAGAAAGUUUCACAGUUGGGAGAUUUCAUUUGAAUGGAAACGCCACACAAAAAAGGAUGCCAUUGAUAGUUUGGAUAGAUACAUCUAAUGAAACAGAUUUGUGUCAUACAGUGGCGGCGUUUCACAAAAACCUACACUCUAAAAACCAACGGUGUUAUAGACGGUUUAGCAGUAAAAACAUAAACUAGUGGCUGUCAUGGUCCGCACAUAACUUCCGGUAAACUCUGCUAAGAAUAAAUUACAACAAAGUUCUUUAAAUGUAGAUUAUUUAUA